Molecule: messenger RNA, 6980 nt
Organism: Pecten maximus
Lineage: Eukaryota; Metazoa; Mollusca; Bivalvia; Pectinida; Pectinidae
Product: macrophage mannose receptor 1-like
Exons: 44
Coding region: 49-5946 (1965 amino acids)
Molecular function (GO): signaling receptor activity
Source: RefSeq, a predicted model, not a curated record
CGCAUCUCAAUCUGCUGUCACUGACUUUAAAAUAAGUCGCCAGAAGGCAUGGACAGGGAUAAUGUUGUGACAGUUUUGAUUUUCCUGGCGCUUUAUGGACAAUGUCAUAGUCAGCGUUGCCCACUUGACUGGAUGGAUGGUCCAUUGAAACAAAACUGCUACUAUUUCGGAGUCGGCGUACCCAGAAAAACGUGGUUUGCCGCACGAGACCACUGCCGGUCAUUCCAGGCUGACCUUGUCAAAAUUGAUGACGUCACAGAAAAGACAUGGCUGCUCGAGAAAAUCAAGCAGUUAGCAAAUACGUACCCUGGAGAACAGGAGUUCUGGGUCGGGCUGACAAACACGGGAGAGAAUCAGACAAUAUGGAGCUGGCCGGACGGAUCCGUCCUCCCCACCAAUCUCCUACGGUGGGGAUCGGGUGAGCCAAGCGAUCCCGUCACCGAGAGAUGUGCCGAGAUCUGGGAUAAUUUACUCAACGACAAAUCCUGCCUCACGCCAAUUGAGUAUGUAUGUGAGCGAUCCAAAUCGAUACCUUUGACAUGUGAUGUGGAUGAUGGCUGGCAGUAUUACUCCGGGGCUUGUUACAAAUAUAUACCGGCAUACCGGCCGUACAAUCAAGCGAGACGAUCUUGCAUGGAUAUGGAUGCGAAUUUGGCUACAGUCACAAAUGACAACGAACAAAGGGCGGUGAACCAUAUGGUUUCCUCUGUAACAAGCUCUCAGAACGCAUGGAUUGGUCUACACAUGGUUGAUAAUUCUUGGGUUCUUACCAACAACACCAGGCUUUCUCCUGCGUCCAUGCAGUACUGGCAAAGUCGGCCUGACUUAAGCACUGAUAGCUCACUUUGUGUAGCAAUCAACGCUACGGCCGUAGGCGACAACUCUUGGUACGCCGAGGACUGUGACCAGGGCAUGUCAUAUGUAUGUCGGAAACCAGAAGGUAUUUGUCCAAGCGGGUUUGACCAGCAUCAGUCCAAAUGUUACUUACCCGUAUUGGCUCCGGACACGUGGUACAGCGCCAGUGCCUACUGUGCUGAUCUGGUCAGCGGUGGACGCCUUCUGGACAUUAGGAGUUCAACAGAAAAGUCUUUUCUGAUCAGCUAUAUGAGACAGGCGAAGAAACGUGGUAUGGACAGAACGUGGAUUGGUCUUUCGCGUAUUUGUCCAAGCGGGUUUGACCAGCAUCAGUCCAAAUGUUACUUACCCGUAUUGGCUCCGGACACGUGGUACAGCGCCAGUGCCUACUGUGCUGAUCUGGUCAGCGGUGGACGCCUUCUGGACAUUAGGAGUUCAACAGAAAAGUCUUUUCUGAUCAGCUAUAUGAGACAGGCGAAGAAACGUGGUAUGGACAGAACGUGGAUUGGUCUUUCGCGUCGCAACAAUGACGGCUCAUGGACGUGGACCCAGAACGAGAUGGAUCAGCUUACGUACUUUAACUGGGCCGCUGGAGCAUCUAGCAGAAGUUCCUCUGGGCUCACAUGCGUGUAUAUGUACACAGAUGACAGUAACGGUAAAUGGAGAUCAGAUUUAGAUUGUGAACAAAACAUUCCAUAUGUAUGUGUGACGAGCGUGGGCCGGGCACUGAUGACCACCACCACUACAACUACAACUACCACUACAACGACGCCGACGCCGACGCCAGCGCCAACAAGCGACGUCCCUAUACAGACGCCUCAACCAAGACCAGUCCCAACACUAGCACCAAAACCAACUACAAGUUCAACGACGUUACUACCCACGACUUUUGCCGACAGAUCCACCAGUUCAACGACGAAAAAGCGAACUUGGAUUACUGCUGAAAAUCACUGCAAAGCCGCUGGGGGCCACCUUCUCAGCAUUCGUGGGGCACAUGAGCAGUUUUAUAUAGCAGGUAGAAUUCGUUCGAUGAGAUCGAGCAAUCUCUGGAUUAGCGCUAAUAGUAGGAAUGACGAGGCAGGCUGGGAAUGGUCAGAUGGGUCACCGUUUGGUUUUAUUAACUGGGAGCCAGGUCAACCGGACAGCAGUGAUAACUCUGAAGACUGUGUUAGUCUGAUUGUCAAGACAUCGAGAUGGGAAGACAACUCUUGCAAUGAGAAAAAUGGAUUUAUCUGCAAGAAAUAUGCUGUGCCCCCAUCUACUAUCCAGCCAAAAAGCCCGACCAUUGGACCCAUUCCUGGUGACGAUCAGUAUUAUGGAUGUCCGGCUGGAUGGAAAUCCUAUCAACACUCUUGUUUCAUGGUGAAACGGACACGAAAAAUAUGGGUUGAUGCACAGAAUGAUUGCCGUUCUAUGGGCGGGGAUCUCGCUACAAUCAACAACGAAGAUGAACAAAAUUUUCUUGUUAGCCAGCUACCCAAAUCGCAUUGCUAUAAUUUGUUCCACAAUGACACGCAAUGUGAUAAGUGGGCGGCACAAGGGGAGUGUUUAGCAAACCCUAGAUGGAUGGCUACACAUUGUCAUCUGGCCUGUAAAAUCUGCAUACAGGAUUGCAAAGAUCUCUACAAUACAAUAGAAUGUGCACGCUGGGCCAAAAUCGGGGAAUGUGAUGUGAAUCAUGAUUGGAUGCUAAAGCAGUGUCCUCUGUCCUGUGGUAUCUGUGAUAGCGUAAUUUACGGGGGAUUCUGGAUUGGUCUAAAUGAUAGAGCAGAUCACAUGACCUUUCAAUGGAGCGAUGGAAGUAGAGUGAAAUAUACAUACUGGUCGGAGAAUGAGCCGAACAACUACGGAACAAAACGCGAGGAAUGUGUCGGCGUAUAUUUACAGGACGGAAAGUGGAACGAUGCUCAGUGUGACAGUCUACUACCAGGAUACGUUUGCCGCAAACAAAAAAGUCUCUUGCCAAAGACAACACCAUCUCCCCUGGGAGUCGGCUGUAUAAAUGGAAGUAUUGGAUACAGUGCUUAUUGUUACUCCUUCAACUACGAUAACCAGUCUUGGAAAGAUGCAGAGAAUUCUUGUCAACAGGAUGGGGGACACCUUGCUACUUUGAAUGACAGAUAUGUGCAGUCUUUCAUUGCUAGCCAAAUAGUCGGAAAGAACGGUUCAUUUUGGAUAGGUUUGUCGGACCAGGAUAAUCCUGGAACAUUUGUGUCAUGGAACAGCGGUACCCAAUUAUCUUUCACGCACUGGGGAACCAUGGAUACAGGUAAGGAAGACGCAGCGUGCGUUGCUAUGGCAACCAGACAUCCGGUGGGUAUGUGGAUGAAGGAAGAUUGUUUUAGGAUGAGUUGGUAUAUCUGUGAAUAUCCAAGGACUGGUUUCACCACUACAACUACAACCACUGUUAGUACAACAACAGUCUCACCGCCUACAUGUGCCGAAGGCUGGUAUAACUUCACAGAUAAUUGCUACAAGAUUUUUACCGGAAGUGAUAAGUUGCCAUGGUUAAAAGCACGUUCCAAGUGUCGACAAUAUGGUGGGGAUCUGCUAAGCGUUCACGGCAUUGCCGAGGAAGAUUUCAUAUUCGGAACGUUGAUGACGCGAUGGAUGACCAUUUGGAAUGGACUGAAUGACAGAGACUUCGAAACCGGAUACACAUGGUCGGACGGAACUCCUCUAGACUAUACCAACUGGUAUGUUGGUGAACCUAAUGAUGCCAUGCACCAGGAGGACUGUGUGGAAAUGCCUGCGUGGUCUCGCCAAUGGAAUGACAACAAUUGCUACCUCGCUAAAGACUUUGUGUGUAAAAUAAAGAUAGGUUUUCCUGUGAUAGAUGUCGAAAAUCACACAGAUAUAUAUACUACAGAGACCUGCGGGAAAGACAGUGAAUGGGUUUUCCACAACGGCUUUUGCUAUAAUCACGUGAUUCAAGUAACCGAACCUGUCACGUGGUAUGAGGCCAGGAACAGUUGCCAAACGAACAACAGUUAUCUUGUUAGCAUCCAUUCACAAGACGAGACUAACUUUCUAGUGUCAUUGAUUUCGAUGACCUCUGAGAUCGGUAUGCAGUGGAUUGGACUAAAUGAACUUCAGCUUGAUGGUUACAAGUGGACGGAUGGAACGCCUUUGGAAUAUAUUCACUGGAAUCCGCAUGAACCAAGUGACAACAGUGGAGGGGAGCGAUGUGUAGGCAUUAAUGACGGGCGAUGGCAGGACGCAAAUUGUAAUCAGAAAUUGAUUGGAUACGUAUGUAAGAAGCCUAACAACAGCGCCGCUAUUGCUACGCCACGCCCAUCACCUCCUCCUCUGUUUGGGGCGGGAUGUCCCCAGGGCUUCAUACCAUCAACAAUAAAUGACAAAUGCUUUUACAUCUCAAGCAAUAACGAUGGGGUUCAGCAUUAUGAUCAGGCUAACACGAAGUGCAAGGAAAAGUAUCCGGGAACACAGCUGAUUAGCAUAAAGAGCGCCAGAGAACAAGCCUUCCUGUUGGGUCUCCUUGGGAACACGGAACACAGAGAAUCAACCUAUUGGAUUGGGUUGUCUGAUCGUGUAAGUUACGAUGGUGUGUAUUCAUGGGAGGACAACUCUCAAGUGACCUAUACGAACUGGGAUCAAGGCGAACCGAACGACGUAAAUGAAAAUUGCGUUGAAAUAUACAACAUUGGAAAUAAAGCAGGGAAAUGGAAUGAUGUUCCAUGCUGGAAGUCCCUGAAGUUUAUAUGCCAGACCAAAAAAUCAAUUCAUCUCCCGACUCUUCCUCCCGUGUCUCAUGCAGAAUGCCCUCAUGGAUACACAUGGUCUUUUGGUAGCUGCUACAAGCUAGUGCAAUCGGACAUGACUUGGGAAUCGGCACGAACAACAUGCCAAAUAGACUCGGCGGAUUUAGUUUCGUGUAGUAGCGUGUAUGAACAGGCUUUCAUAGAAAUGUUCACAACCGAGCUCAAUUCUCUGCCUUUUUGGAUCGGUUUGGUGAAGAGCAAGGAUACUGAAGACAUGGUUUGGUCGGAUGGAUGGCCGAUGGAAUAUACAAACUGGGCCGAAGGUCAACCAAGCCAAUCACAAGAUAAAACGUGUACAGUUUCUCAGAACAACCGCUGGAAGACGUCAGCUUGUGAAUUAAAAAUGCCAUUUUUAUGCGAAAAAAGCUUAACCGAACCGCCGACAACCCCGGUACCUGGUGCAUGUCCUGAUGGUAUGCAUUCACACAUGCAUAUGUGCUACUUCGUUGAACUGAUGAACCCGUUGUCAUGGUUAUACGCUAGGGAUGCCUGUGUAGAGAAAGGGAUGCAACUAGUGAGUUUGCGUGACUUUAAUGAGGUGAAUUACGUGAAGGGUCUCGUAGCCCAACUGUCCGCUGAUCAGAGUCCUAACGUCUGGAUAGGUUAUAGCCGGCUGGCUGACAAAGGGAGACGACGACGAGAUUAUUAUUACCAGUACGACUACGAGGAUAGCAUGAGCGAUUUCCUGGAACCCCCUGAUCUGGGAGUCGCCUUCCAUUGGGAGGAUGGCUCACCUAACGGGUUUGAGAAUUGGAAUGAUAACGAACCUUCGUCUGCCUGGAACAGCGAAGAUGAGCAAUGUGUUGAAAUGUACAGCAGUGGGCGCUGGAACGAUUUGAAUUGUAAAGCUUACAACCGGCCUUACAUCUGUAAAGGACCUACAAGAUUAGAAAUGCAGACAACUACUUUUGCACAGCCUGAAACACAGGAAACAACAGAGACGGAAACAGGAUCUACAGUAACGGAGUCAACUGACCAAAAAUCGACAAGCUUACCGGAAGUCUCAACUUCCUCUGAAAACAACCCGAUGCAUCAUUUUGCGAGAAGAACCAACCCUCUACCACAUAAAAAAACUGACACUGGCUUAUCGGCUGGAGAAAUAAUCGGCAUCGUUAUAGGUCUGAUUGGAUUAAUUCUGAUGGGGGUGGCAGCCUUUUUUACCACCAGACAGCUUAUGAGCUCCACCUACAAUACAAAAGGUUGGGCUUUUACAAACGCCCUCUAUCGGCGGUCAGCAGAUAGUGUGUCUAUGACGGAUGAUAACACUCUUACCGGAUCAACUAUCAAACUUUGUACGCUAAAGAAAUGAUAACACCAUAUAUAGAGGUGUGAAUAUUUCAAUAGUGACGGGUGUGUUAUUGUGAUGACAAAGGACAUGAGUGUGUGACAGAGAAGUUAUCAUUCCUUUUGCCAGAAUCACUAUGAGCAUUUACGCUGUCGUGUGAUUGAAAUGGAAAUGGAUAUAUAUGGAAUGGAAGGGUAUAGAUGUGUCAGAAUUUUCUCCGUACUGCGUAUUCGCCCCAGUUUCUGUAAAGUUUAGAUAGAGAAAUUAUAUUAUCAAUUAUAUUUUGUUCAAUAUAAUUAUAAGAUCCUCAUGUACUUGAAACAAAUACCCUUUAUAGAUGAAUGGGCUUGGAGAUUGUUUAUCAAAGUUAAUUAACUCCCAUACUUCUUAGCGUGGAAUAAAAUCAUGUUUGCUUGAAAAGAUGUUCAGAUGAUAUGAAUAUUUUACUGUAACUAACCCUCAGAGGCUGAAGGGCGAAGCCCAAAAUAGUCAGAUAUGAUAUAAUUUUCGUAUCUUCUUAUUAAGAACCAGAGCUGCUAGGAUCAUGUUACAUCUUCAGUAAGAAAUAUGUACGGUAGAUAUUUUGACUAAAUGUCGGUUUUUAUUGUUUUUGACACUUUGAACAAUAUGUUUGUUUAUGUUUUGAAAAUUAUUAAAACUAUGGUAAUCAUGAAGCUCCACGUGCCUCUUCUUAUAUAAUACUUCUUUAAUGUAUUCUGAAAUUAGCAUUAUACGAGUAUAAUGUAUCCCAAAUUACAGAAAUGUAUACUUUAAAUAUUGUAUGCAAUGUAUCAUUUAGUGAUUCAAUGCAUCAUUUAUUGAAUUCAGAAUGAUACCUAUACAUUUUUAGUUUAUGAGAAUUUAAAAUGUGUUGUUAUCCAUAUACAAUCUGUAGUUUGAUAAACUUAUAAAUAAGUUGAUUCAUAUGGUAUAGACUAAUGUGCAGUGUGUUUGUGUGUGUGCAUUUGCGCAAGUGAGCAUGUGAGUGGAAAUUGUCUGAAAACAGUUUAAAAGCAGGAAAAUCUUGAUUACAACAUUAAAAGAAAGUACACAUGGAA